Molecule: messenger RNA, 517 nt
Organism: Fonticula alba
Lineage: Eukaryota; Rotosphaerida; Fonticulaceae
Product: cyclin-dependent kinase 8/11
Exons: 2
Biological process (GO): protein phosphorylation
Cellular component (GO): nucleus; mediator complex
Molecular function (GO): cyclin-dependent protein serine/threonine kinase activity; RNA polymerase II CTD heptapeptide repeat kinase activity; ATP binding
Source: RefSeq, a predicted model, not a curated record
AUGGCGGCCACAGCCGCCGCCGCGGCCACCAGCAAACGCGGCACGUCCACUUCGGCUGUCGCCGCCGCCGCCGCCGCCGCCGCCGCCGCCGCUCCUCGACCGCAGCAGCAUGUUCACCUGGUUUUGGACUAUGCCGAGCAUGAUUUGCUCCAGGUUCUUGAAUGCCAUCGGAAUGCCGCUGCCAAGCCUCCCGCCGGGUCGGCCCCCUCGCCCGGGGUCCAGUCGACCGGGAUCCCCCUGCCGCCGCAGAUGAUCAAGUCCAUCCUCUGGCAGAUUCUCAAUGGCGUGGCGUACCUCCACUCCCAGUGGGUCCUCCACCGGGAUCUGAAGCCGGCCAACAUCCUGAUCAUGGGCGAGGGCCGGGAGAUUGGCACGGUGAAAAUCGCCGACCUUGGCCUCGCACGCGUCUUCCGGUCACCUCUGCACUCUCUGGUGCAGGCUGACCGAGUGGUGGUCACCAUUUGGUAUCGAGCGCCGGAGCUGCUCCUUGGCGCCAAGCACUACACGAAGGCCGUCG